AUGUUUGCAGACUCAUCUAGGAGGAGCAACAUAGAUGGGAGUGGUACUGACGGUGGGACACCAUCAUCAGGAAAGGCAGUUCAAGGUUUGGAGAAUAUAAAUCUCUCUGUUGAGCCACAAUCUGACGACGACGAACAGAAUAUGAACAAGACACGGGCAUUUUAUUCGGAUGCGGAAAGUGAGGUUCUUGCACAAUGUUGGAUCGAUAUUAGCAUCGAUUCGGUGGUUGGAAACGACCAAAAGAUGGAGCAAAUGUGGAAACGCAUCAAAGAAGCCUACAAUGCAAAUCGUCCCGCCGAAACUCCAUCUAGGAAACCCAAUCAAUUGAAGUCACAUUUUUACAAGAUGCAAAAGCAAGUAAAAUUAUUUUCUGAAUGUUACAAUAGGAUUGCAGACAUCUGGAAGAGCGGUGCGAAUGAUGCUGAUAUCAUGGAGAUGGCGCAAACUGAAUACAGGCAACAUCACGGUACACAGGGUUUUAAGUACAUUGGAGUUUGGAGAAUUUUGUCGAUAGUUCCCAAGUUUGCUGAAGUUCAAGGGAAUGUUCAAGCAACUAAAAGAACGAAAAAUACAGAAAGAGAAGCCUACACAUCAUCUUCUACAGCUGAAGAUACUCUCACGAGCCGCCCAAUGGGGCAGAAAGCGGCAAAGAGGAAGGCGAAGGGAAAGGAAAAAAAAGAAGACUCGGUGCACUGA
This is a messenger RNA of Salvia miltiorrhiza (redroot sage), 696 nucleotides long. RefSeq lists its product as uncharacterized. Bases 1 to 696 code for a protein of 231 amino acids. The transcript has a single exon. NCBI's taxonomy places the organism in Eukaryota, Viridiplantae, Streptophyta, Magnoliopsida, Lamiales, Lamiaceae. The record is from RefSeq and is a predicted model, not a curated record.